Messenger RNA from Nematostella vectensis (starlet sea anemone), 3142 nucleotides. Its product is annotated as steroid 17-alpha-hydroxylase/17,20 lyase. The record is from RefSeq and is a predicted model, not a curated record. Gene Ontology annotation, molecular function: oxidoreductase activity, acting on paired donors, with incorporation or reduction of molecular oxygen; monooxygenase activity; heme binding. The transcript has a single exon. Lineage: Eukaryota; Metazoa; Cnidaria; Anthozoa; Actiniaria; Edwardsiidae. The coding region runs from base 41 to 1564 and encodes 507 amino acids.
AAUUAGAGAAUGUGCGGCUCUGUGAGCAUAGCGCUGGAAGAUGAUCGAGCUAUGCGUGCCUGCUUUGCUGAUAUCUCUGGCUUUAAUAUAUAUUUUCUACUCUCGCAAGGAACGGCUUCCACCCGGACCAGCACCAUGGCCGAUUAUCGGCAAUCUCGAUUUACUCAUCCGUAAAGAAGCUCUCUAUAAAACCUUCACCAACCUGAGCCAUAAAUAUGGAGGUGUCUUUCGCCUGUAUUUGGGAAGCAAGCCUGUUGUGGUUUUGAAUGGAAAAGCAAUAUACGAUUCCUUGGCUCGACAGCCGAGCGUGUUUGCAGGCAGGCCUACCCUUCCCCCAUCAUUAGAUUUUGGAAUGGAUCCCGAUUAUGGCGUGCUUGAUUAUGGGCCUUUAUGGAAAUUUUACAAGAAACUCGGACACAGCGCUGUCCGAGUACAUGGGACAGACCGCUUGAAUGAGGCAAUCCGCGUGGAAGUAGAUGAAGUUUGCCGCAGGCUUGACUCCCUAGAUGGUCAACCUGUGGAUAUUUCUAAAGAGUUUGGAAUCGCUACAACAAAUGUGAUAUGCGCUCGGUUGUUUGGAUCACGUUAUGAUGUUCACGAUCCCGAGUUCUUGCGAAUCUACGAGAUUCACAAUAAGAUUUCCCGCGUUGUAAUGAGUAGUCGGUCGCUGUCGGAUGUAUUUCCCUUUCUCGUGAACAUCCUUCCAGAAAGCAAAGAAAGGCGGGAGCUGAGAGAACUACUCCAGGAGAGAUACACCAUAAUUUGGCGAAAAUACAAAGAGCAUGAACAAACAUUCACACCCGGAGUGAUAAGGGACUACACUGAUCUACUUAUAGACGCUAAACUCAGCGAAAAAAACAGCCACAAGUUAACAGAAAAUGGCAUCAUUUCAACAGGCCUGGCUUCUCAGUUUUUAGCAGGUUCUGAAACAACCGCUUCGACGUUGUCAUGGUCAGUGGUCUACCUCCUAAAUGACUCGGAUGUCCAAGAACGCAUUCAUAAUGAAUUAGAUGACGUCAUAGGCAAAGGCCAGCUACCGCAAUUAUCCCACAAGAAGAAGUUACCUGUUCUAGAAGCAUUUACAGCUGAAACACUCCGUCUGUCCUGCAUAGGACCACUUGGUAUGCCGCAUAAGACCACGAGGGACACUUUUCUACGGGGACACGCAAUCCCCAAGGGCACUACGGUAGUUCCUAAUUUGUGGUCCCUUCAUCACGACUCAACUGAAUGGAAGGACCCUUUUAAAUUUGAUAUCAAUAGGUUUCUAGAAGAUGGUGUUUUCAGGGCGCCAGCUAAUGAUGCUUACCUCCCGUUUAGUGCUGGUCCAAGGGUGUGUCUAGGGGAGGAGCUUGCGCGGUCCGAGCUCUUCCUAUUCCUCGCACGGCUGCUGCAGAAAUUCGACUUUGUGACGCCAUUGGGGUUGGAGGUACCCUCGUUGGAUGCGGAAGACUCAGGAAUUGUACUUCACCCAAAGCCUUUCUUGGCAUGCGCUAGGCGAAGAAAAUUCUCAACCACCAAUGAAAAUAAGCUGCUCCCUACCAAUAACCAAUCUAGAACAAACUAGGAAUGUAUGGAAGUCAUGGACGACUCUCAUUGCAUUUGGCCGGUAGUCGGAAAUGUUUUGUGUUCGGAUAUUGGGAAGCCUGUGGAGCGAGGGUGAUCCGAAGACAAAACAUUUCCGAAUAACCCCGAACAAGAGCUGGCUAGCAGUCUAUACGAAACCAACAGAUAAAUUCUUUGUCGCAUAAUGACGAUAACGUCUAUCACGUCCUCAACAUAAAAAGGCCUUUCGAGGCAUUUCGAGCAAAAUCGCAUGACAGUAGAAAUCCACAGAGGUAGUAACCGUCAACUAUAUUACUGGGAUACCGGUGGUAGCCCAGUCAUAAAAUGCAACUGGGUUUUUUUCUUUCUGUCGUCACGCGAUUUGCAAAAUGCAAUUCCCAAGAACCCUUGCGCCAUAGGCGAUACUUCUUAUUCAUUGGUUACUCGACCACUUGAGACCAUGUGCACCGUCAAUAUGACCGACGCUGUCAUAUAUCUGAUAGCUUAUUGAUUAUUUCCGAUAGCGUGAGGGCUCGUAGCGACGUAGGAAUUUCGCUUCGUUCUUUCUUUCAUCUUGUUGAUUUUGAGAUUCCAGCUCUCAGAUCCAUGUUAUUUGUGAAGUUAGAGGCCAGAUUCGCGAUUUCAUUACUGCAUAUAUUACCAUAGUACCAAGUAUUGAUUUUAUUGAAUCAGUAUGUCUAUUGGAAGUUUCUUUGAGGAUGUGAUUGAUAAUUUAGAGCGGAUGGCCUGUUAAAUAUCUCGGAUUUUAAUAGAUUUUUUUGUCUUUUAACGGUUGAGGUUUCCGUCGGACCUCCGGAAGUAAACUGGUGACAAUGCGGCUUUAAAUGUGCUCUGAAGUGACUACCUUACAUCGCGACACUUGUCCGGCUACCCAUAAGCCACAUUUUGUUUUCUUGCUAUUAAAUAUCUUGAUCUCUCUCAUUGAAUGUCAUAAUUUUUUUACCAAGUAGAUUUCAAAUUAUUUUGGUACUUUGGUGCUUAUUUUUUGGUAUUUUGGUCUUUCCUUUAGAUAAGUUUUGUUUUCUUCGUAAAAUAACUUUAUCCCUCAUUGAAUGUCAUUUUAAUUUUAUGGAACAUUCUCAAUGAAAUCUAGAGCAUUGUGUUAUCUUUAAAGUGUUGUUGAUCUCGAUCCUUAAGAAUAUGUACAUGCUAUAAUUUCAAGUCUGGAUAUUCCUCUCAUUUACUUCAUAAAUAAUAAUGUUUAAACAAUAUGAUAGCAUAAAUAGAUAUUGUUGUUUACUUUGUAAAUUUAAUCUAAAUUAUAUUGUUAAUACAAUAUGGCUUACAUUGGGUGUUAAAAUAAAUUUACCCCUAAGUGAUAGCACAUUGAGGGCAGUAAACCAAAGAAAUGUUAAACAUUUACACAUUCUCAGUUUUCCUGAAUUUUAUUUCGAUGCUAUCUCUGCUGCGGGGAUAGUAUUUGUAAGAUUUUUAUACUGUAAAAGAUAGGACAAUUAGCCCCAUCUACUUUAAUGGAGCACACCUCAAGUCCAACCCCACCUCAAGAGAUGAUGCUUCGUACCUUUCUUGCCCCAAUCAGUGUUGUGAUAUGGCAUAUACAAUAAAAAACAAGAUUAUA